GAACGGCUUUAUUAACUAAGAUAUACUGUAAAGGUAUAACCAACGGAUAUUAAGUAAAAACUAUCUCGGAAUACAGUCAGCUGAUAGACUAUAGAUAUAAUAAAUAUAGAAUUAAUUUUUUAACUAUGACAGACGAUAAUAAUAAAAAGCGAAACAGACUAUCGCUAAGUUGUCACUACUGUAAGAAAAGAAAAGUUAAAUGUGAUAGAGGUCGACCUUGUUCUAGUUGUCGGAAACAUAAUGUCGGACAUCUCUGUGAAUAUCCCGAUCCUAUAUGGUCCGAGCCCAUACAAAUUCAAAAUGGUAAUAAUGUUAAUGGUCAUAGUAGUGGAACUAUGACUGGUGGAAUGCUGACCUUUUCAGUACAAAGAUUUCACCCUCUGCUGCCGGUAGCUGUUAAUAAUAUGGGAUCUCAAACUUCUUUCCAUGUUCCUUCAAAUGCUCCACCUCCUGCUCCAACUCAUGCUCAUGCUCAACCUAUUGUACCGUCGGUAUCAGCUCCAACGGGAGUUCAUUCCGAACUAGAAGAAUUAAAGAAUAAAAUCAAAAUGAUAGAAGCAUCCUUAGAUAAGAAACAAGGUUCGGAACAGGAACCUCAACCUCAACCUCAGCCUCAACCUCCAAUCCAACUGGUGAAUCCAUAUGCACCAGUGCAUCAACCCAGUAAUUUAAAGCGAGCCCAUCCUGAAUCAAAUCAACAGUAUAAUUAUCAAUACCAACAACCCGUUCAAUCACAAGCAACCCCUCCCAUUGCCGGAGCUUCGCCGGGAGCAUCGAUUUAUUCCAAAUUUCCAAUUCCACCUACCGAUACAAAUAAUAUUCCUAUCAAAUUACCACCAAUUCAUUGGGAUCCCAAUAAACAGAAGAGUCCAUACUUCCCUCCAUUAGAACAUAAACAUGAUUUUGAUUGGAAUGAUUUCAGAUACAAUCUGGAAAAGAAUCCUACAUUUGUAGGAAUUAAUCCCUUUGCUUCUAAUGAAGAAACUAUGAAUUUCUUUGUGGGUUAUACUCCAUUACAUAUAAGAGAUACUUCAAGAAGAAUGAAUUAUGGUCCAUUUGCUUGGUUAUCUAUAAUGAAAAAGGAUUCAGGAUUAUUAGCCUUGUGGAAAUUUAUGAUGGCCAAGAAGGCUGAUAAACAAGAAUCAUUACGACAAACGGUAAGGUCCGAUAAGAUUCCUCCUGGGUCUGAUCUUCCUGAAUAUGCUAGUCGAGGUAAUUUCAAACCCAUGAAUACGCCUAGUGGUAAAUCAGCAGAACCCACAGGAGAUAAAUUGGAUCUGGAAACUGUAUGGAGAGAAAAAGCCAUUGAUAGAGAUGGAUAUAAUGAUUUGAGAUUAUAUGGAACUAGUCUGAAAAGUAGUAGUAGUAGUCAUACUAGUCAAGUCAAACCUAAUGAAGAAGAAGAGAAGGCUACUGAAGAUGAAGAUGCUAAGAAGCAAGUCAAAGAUGAUACUGUAGAUAAUGAACGAGUACUUAUGAAUAAACAUGCUAUUUCAUUAGGAUUAACAGUUUUUGAAGGAAAAAUUGAUCAGGAAUUACAACUCAUUGAAAAGAUUCAAGUUAUCUUACCCAAACAAAAAGUGGUAUGGACAUUAAUUAAUCAAUUCUUUGUUACUAUGUAUCCUUAUAUGCCAUUUAUUGAUGAAGGAUAUUUUAAACAAGAAAUGGCCAGAAUCUUAGGACCAGAAGGUUAUGCUGAUGAACAAAUCUCUUCAAUUAAAGUUGAAAAGAGAUUAGACUUUGCCCAUAUUGGGAUAUUACUUUUGGUAUUAAGAUUUACUUAUUUAUCAUUAUUUUCUAAUCGAAAUGGAGUGAAUGAAAAUAAUUUAAAUUCAAGUGAUCCAUCUCCAAAGGCUCAAGAAUUAAAAUAUUUAUUAUCUAAUCCGGUUAAUAUUGAUUUAAUAUCUAUGGCACAAUUAUGUCUUGACCAAUUUGAAUUAUUAAGAAAGACAAGUCUUGUAGUAUUACAAUGUGCAUUCUUUAUGAGAUUAUAUCAUAUGUUUGCUCCUGAAGAUGGUGAUGGAGGUGAUGGAGGUGAUUCACAAAUCUUUAAUGGAAUGUUAGUUCAAAUUGCUUAUUCUAUGGGAAUUAAUAGAGAACCGGAUAAUUUCGAAGAUAUUUGUAAUGAUGAUAAAAUCAAUAAUCUUGGUAGAAAAAUAUGGUUUUUCUUAAUGAUUUCCGAUUUAAUUCAAGCUUAUCAAUAUGGGAAUCCUCUAGGAAUUUCAGAAAAGAAUUUUGAUACAAGUCUUCCAUAUUAUAAGAAGGGUAAUGAAAAUAUUGCUGAUAUUGAUAUGGAAAAAAAUGUUAUUAGUACAUUUGCAUAUUUCAAUAAAUAUUAUUAUAAAUUAGUGGCAAUACUUGAUGUUUGUUUAGAUAUAAGAAAGUAUACAAAAUUAGCUCAUUUAACUAAUUUAAUAAGUGAUUUUGAAAUUCAUUUACUGGAACAUUAUGGUACUUUACCAAAAUUCUUAGUGCCAUUUCAAGAAGAUACAUUUUCUUAUUCAUUUAUAAAAACUAUGAAAUGUAAAAAUUAUAUGAAUAUGAAAGGAUUUUUAUUAUCAAUAUUCUUUCAUCUUUAUUUAUUCUAUGAAUCAAAGAAGAAAGUGGAUUUUUCAUUUUUUUAUUUAAAGAAAAUCUUUACUAUCACUUGUGGAGAAUUUAUUCCUAGUUAUUUUCAAUUAAUUGGAGAUAAUUAUGCUAAUUUUGGUGAUGCAGCCGAUUUAAUAUUAAAUCCAUCGAUUGAAACAAUGAUUCAUAAAACUAGUCAAAUGAAUUUUGCUGUAUUAGUAAGAGUAAAUGCCACAGUCUAUAGAAUGAAACAAGAUAAGGAUCAUGAUGUUAAAAUGAGAAAUGGAUUUAAUUAUAAACUGAGAUUUACUAAAUUAUGUAAAAUAUCAAAGAUUUUAGAAUUCAUAACUAAAUAUUGUAUUGCUGCAUUGUCUAGAUUAAGUCAAAGAUAUUAUUAUGCUUGGAGAGUUACUAAAGCUCAUUCAUACUUAUUAAAAUUAAUCGUAGGAGAAGAAUUAUAUAUUCAUAGUCAAAAGGAUAGUAUAACAUUUCUUGAUCUUUCUUAUGAUCAACUUCAUGAAUUAGUUUAUAUUCUUGAAAGUUCAGUUAAGAAAUUUGGAAAGUCAAAGAUUUAUCAUGGUAGUACUGAAUUAAUUGAUGAGUAUAAUGAAGAAAUUGAACUUUCUCAUCCAAGUGCUAGAUUUAGAGAUGUUCCAGGUAAAGAUCAUACUACUGGAGUGGGUAAUACUAAUGGUCGUGAUAGUACAUCAAGCAAUAGAUCAUCUUAUCAACAAAGUUCAACCCCUCUUAGUACUCAUGGAGUUGCUAGUGUCCAUAGUAUACCAUCCUCAGUUGAUUCUGUCAAUAAUUCAGAACUUGAUGAUAUCCAAUUCCUUGAAAAUGCUGAAAUUGAUAAGAUGUGGUUCCAAAUGGCCUCUAUGAAGUAUAAUAAUAACACCAAUGGAAAUAGCAAUAGCAAUAACAAUAACAAUAACACUAACAUUAAUAAUAAUAACAAUAUUAAUGGUAAUGGUAACGCUAAUACAGGUUCAUUAUACAAUACAGUCAAUGGAAGUCAAGGAAUUGGAAGUUCAUCAGCCGAUGACUUUGGCAUGGGCCGUAGACCAAGUGGCGCUGUACCAGAUGAUGGGAAUGGUACACAAUCUGGUAGUAAUGCUCAAGGUGGAGAAUUCAUAAAUCUUAAUAUUCCUACGCCUCUGCUUAAUCCAUUAAGUCCCGAAAGUUUAAGUUAUAAUGCUGCUCAAAAUAAUGGGGUCAAUAACAAUGGUAUAGAUCCAUUUGUUGAUGUAUAUGAUAUGGACGUAUUUAAUCAUAUGCCAAUCGAUCAAAUCUUAGGACUCCGAGAUUAUCCUGAUGAUGAGAGAUGGUAAACUAUAUAUGUAUAAAAUUUCUAUCUAACUAUCUUAAUAGUAAUUAAUAUAUGACAAUUAGACAAUUAGACAA
Molecule: messenger RNA, 3972 nt
Organism: Scheffersomyces amazonensis
Lineage: Eukaryota; Fungi; Ascomycota; Pichiomycetes; Serinales; Debaryomycetaceae
Gene: ZCF14
Product: Zcf14p
Exons: 1
Coding region: 126-3899 (1257 amino acids)
Biological process (GO): DNA-templated transcription; positive regulation of transcription by RNA polymerase II
Cellular component (GO): nucleus
Molecular function (GO): DNA-binding transcription factor activity, RNA polymerase II-specific; zinc ion binding; RNA polymerase II cis-regulatory region sequence-specific DNA binding
Source: RefSeq, a predicted model, not a curated record